UUCUCCCCAUGGCACAAUAACGAGAGGAGGAAGAGAAGAAGAAGUCUGCGGCAUUAGUUAAAGAAGAAGGAGACAUAGGAGCGAUGGGGAGGAGGACGAGAGACGCGGAGGCGGAGCUGAACCUGCCGCCGGGGUUCCGAUUCCACCCCACCGACGAGGAGCUCGUCGUCCAUUACCUCUGCCGCAAGGCCGCGUGCCAGCGCUUGCCGGUGCCCAUCAUCGCCGAGGUCGAUCUCUACAAGUACGACCCCUGGGAGCUUCCAGAGAAGGCGUUGUUCGGGCAGAGGGAGUGGUACUUCUUCACCCCCAGGGACCGGAAGUACCCCAACGGCUCCCGGCCCAACAGGGCCGCCGGAAGCGGAUACUGGAAAGCCACGGGCGCCGACAAGCCCGUCUCGCCGCCGGGAAGCGCCCGCCCUCUCGCCAUCAAGAAGGCCUUGGUGUUCUACCACGGGAAGGCGCCUCGAGGCCUCAAGACCGACUGGAUCAUGCACGAGUACCGCCUCGCCGACACCAACCGCUCCCCCAACAGGAAGGGCAGCCUAAGACUAGACGACUGGGUGCUCUGCCGCUUGUACAACAAGAAGAACAGCUGGGAGAAAAAGAUGCAGGCGAAGGAGGAGGCGGCGAUGGAGACGUCGGAGAUCAACGAGGACGCCGGAUCGGAUAGUUUGCGCACACCGGAAUCCGACAUCGAGCACGCCGGAUUCCCGGAGCUGGAUGAUCUGGUGCGACAAGGAUGCCAUCCCUUCCACACCUUGGAAAAGCUCAAGGAGGAGAGCGAUUGGUUCGUGGACUUGAAUCUGGAGGAGUUGCAGAAUCCUUUUGCCGGGAUCGCAUCUCUGCCCGUGGUCGAUGUGGUGAACCAAGAGUGCUGCUUCUUCCCAUCUAUGGGAUCUCCGUAUCUCAAGACCACCCAAAUCAUGCCACCAUUCAGGCAGCGCCACACUUCGCUCCUUGAGAUUUCAAUCUCUUCCCCGCUUCCCUUGGCUUCGUCUCCUUCAGUGACGAUGUCGGAUCCUGCGUCGCUCCCGCCCGGCUUCCGGUUCCACCCCACCGACGAAGAGCUCAUUCUGCACUACCUGCGGAACCAGGCAUCUUCUCUGCCAUGUCCCGUGUCCAUCAUCGCCGAGGUGGACAUCUACAAGUUCGACCCUUGGGACCUACCUGCCAAAGCCAUGUUUGGGGAGCAGGAGUGGUACUUCUUCAGCCCGAGGGAUCGCAAGUACCCCAACGGGGUCCGGCCGAACCGCGCGGCCGCCUCCGGCUACUGGAAGGCGACCGGGACCGACAAGCCGAUCGACAGGAGCGGAGGGAACGAGCAUAUCGGAGUGAAGAAGGCGUUGGUCUUCUACAAGGGACGGCCUCCGAGAGGGAGGAAGACCAACUGGAUCAUGCACGAGUACCGCCUCGCAGAAGCUCACCAUGGCAACACCUACAAGCCCAUGAAGUUUAAGAACGCCUCCAUGAGGUUGGAUGACUGGGUGCUCUGCCGCAUCUACAAGAAGAACCACAAUCUCCAAUCGGUGCCGCCACUGGUGGAUCAAGAACAAGAAGACUCCGGUUCCGGGGACAUCUACCUAUCGAGCUUUCGCAGCACGGAGCAACCCAGCGGUCUUCGGCUGCAGAAAUCCUUCUCCGUGUCAGAUUUCCUGGAGAACUACUCUGCCCCGCCGUCGCACCUGUUCGAUAACCUACCGGAGAUGCAGGGAUCCGAGCUUGCCCUGCUCAUGGCCCAACCGAGCACGAAUCAACUCAAAACUGAUAACAGCAACUGCAGCAAUGACAAUUACACGUUCGCUCCGUAUAAAAUCCGAGAAGAAUCCGCUGCUCCCGUUGCUGCCAACCCUACAAAGCGCCAGCGGACGACGGAGUCCUACCUAGACGGCAUGAACGAUCUCCUUCACCCACGGAAGAAGCCCAGCAGUGACGCAACCAUCUACACCACCGAGUUCUCCGACCAGUUCGACGACACUCAGUGCAACUUGCUCAACCAGCGCUUCUUCAAUCAGCAAAUACUGCUGAACCCUCAGCUGGGAUUACAUUGACGCAUCGAUCGUAAUCGGACAAGUGGUAGAAGAAUAAAGGAAACGGAAAAGGACAAAAGUAGCAUAAAAGAGAUCAAAUGGGUACUGAAACGCCAUUUUUGCCCCCCUCAAGAAGCUUUCUCUCGCUUCAGCAGAGCGGUCAUGCAUGAUGAUGUAGUAGUAGUUUCAGGAGAUCACACUUAGUCAAAUACGAUUAUUGAAGA
Molecule: messenger RNA, 2251 nt
Organism: Musa acuminata AAA Group (dessert banana)
Lineage: Eukaryota; Viridiplantae; Streptophyta; Magnoliopsida; Zingiberales; Musaceae
Exons: 6
Coding region: 84-2048 (654 amino acids)
Biological process (GO): regulation of DNA-templated transcription
Molecular function (GO): DNA binding
Source: RefSeq, a predicted model, not a curated record